AUGCAAAUAGCGCUCGCUCAGCAGCAACAACAAAGCGACAGACGUAUCGAACUACUCAUCGCGCAGCUCGCGCAGCGAGAUCAAGCCACCGUAAUCACACCUGCUGCGACCACAGCCAAGAGCCUCGCCGAACAAAUGGUUGCGUUCAUCUACGACCCGGACAACAAUCUGACAUUCGAAUCCUGGUACAUACGCUACCAAACAAUCUUCACAACAGAGGUAAGUGACUGGCCUACGGCUGCAAAAAUUCGACUGUUGCUACAAAAAUUCUCACAAGCCGACUAUCAGCGCUUCGCUGACUCAGUUUUACCUCAAGAGCCAACACAACUCACGCUUAAUGUCGCCGUUGAGAAAUUGAAACGAAUGUUCGGCUACCGCGAGACUAAAUUUGCAAUGCGACACAAAUGCUUCAGCUUAAAAACAGAAGACACCAAAGAUUUUACAACAUUCGCUGCUCGCAUUAACAAGCAUGGUGAAAAGUUUGAUGUCACUCACUGCACAGCCGAUGACUUCAAGGUCUUGCUCUUUGUUAGUGGUUUAAAAAAUCCGCAGGACUCGCUAAUUCUUGAGAAGCUACUCGCAAAAAUCGACGCCACCAGUGUCAAGCUUGAAGCGGCUACCGACGACGCGGGCCGCGCAGCAAUUCCGAAGCUCACACUUCAGGAUCUCGUCAACGAAGCUGAACGCCUCACCAGCCUGAAACAAGAUAAGUCAAUAGUCGGUGGAACAAUUACAACACCUGGCUCCACGGAGAUCAACGCCGUUCACAAACGCAACAACUAUAGCCGCAAAUCACGGGGCGGCAGGAAGUCGCCAACUUUCGACAACCGCAGCCUUGACGGCUCAGGCUCUCCCAGCAAUAAGAACGCAUCACAACCACCUUCGCCUUGCCGUUACUGCGGAGAGAAUCAUUGGGAGCAAGAAUGCGAAUAUCGUGACAAGAAAUGUACAACUUGCUCAGUCAUUGGCCACAAGGCCGGAUUUUGCGUUUCAGCCUUCGAAGCUGCCGUCCGUCGCUCAAGAUUUGAUCGCAAACAGCGUCGAACUUCAGAUCCCGGCCUGAAGAACAACAUUAACCAAAUUAUGAAAGGAUCCAACGCCAGCCAACGCAAGUUUGUCUCACCAAACAUCAACGGAGCACGUGUCCGCCUCCAGAUAGAUUCAGCGUCGGACAUCACCAUCAUUUCCAAAGACAACUGGGAGAGACUCGGGAAGCCCACACUCAAGCCCUGCACAAUCCAACCCGGAAGCGCAUCCGGACAUUCACUCCGUCUCUGGGGAUCUUUCCAGUGCACCAUGAGUUUCAUCGAUAAAACGGAAACCGGAACAUGCUACGUUUCAACACGCCUCAAUUUACUCGGCAUCGACUGGAUCGAGCAACUCGGACUGUGGAACGUCCCACUUGCCUCAGUCUGUAAUGCUAUAACUAUAGACUCAUCUGCCGACGACAUCACAAGCAAGGCUAAGUCAAAAUUCCCACAACUUUUCGCUGACGGACUCGGGCUAUGUACCAAAACAAAGGUUUCGCUCACUCUCAAGCCGGGCACACAAAAGAUUUUCCGCAAACAACGACCGGUUCCAUUUGCAGCAACAACCGCUGUUGAAGAGGAAAUUAAGCGUCAACAGCACCUCGGGGUUUACAAGCCAGUCACGUUCUCAGAAUUCGCAGCACCCAUCGUCGUAGUCAAGAAAAAGAAUGGUAAAACGCGCAUUUGCGGCGACUAUUCCACCGGCCUUAACGACGCUCUCGAACCAAACAAAUUUCCGUUACCAACACCGGAUCAAAUUUUCACUGCCCUCGUCGGAAAUUGUGUUUUCUCCAAAAUCGAUCUUCCGGAUGCUUUCCUCCAACUCGAGCUCGAUGAUGACGCAAAGAAGCUGCUCACAAUCAACACACACUUAGUACUCUUCUAG
Messenger RNA from Cyphomyrmex costatus, 1914 nucleotides. RefSeq lists its product as uncharacterized. NCBI's taxonomy places the organism in Eukaryota, Metazoa, Arthropoda, Insecta, Hymenoptera, Formicidae. The record is from RefSeq and is a predicted model, not a curated record. The coding region runs from base 1 to 1914 and encodes 637 amino acids. The transcript has a single exon.